AUGGCACAGAAAGCAGUCGUAAAUAGUGCGACGGAUCUCCCGCUUGACAAGGCACGAUGGAUCACUCUCAAGAAGAUUGAUUGGACGGAUCAAGAAGGUCAAAGUAGGACAUGGGAGAUGGCAGAGCGCAAGACGCGUGGGUCUGCCGGCGUCGAUGCGGUGGCCAUUUUGGCGAUUCUGAAUGCGCCCAAUCGACCACCUUCGACUAUCAUCAUCGAGCAGUUUCGACCACCCGUCAAUGCCUAUGUCAUCGAGUUGCCCGCUGGGUUGAUUGACGCCAACGAAUCGGUCGAGAGUACGGCGUUUCGUGAGCUCGAAGAGGAGACGGGGUACAAGGCCGAUAAAGUUCUCGAGAUAUCGCCUCUGAUGGUGUGUGACCCAGGGAUGUCAUCUGCGAAUAUGAAGCUCGUUGCGCUCAACGUGCCCCUUUCCGAGUCGGAGACAGGCCCAGAUGGAAGGCCAAAGUCGCCCAAGCAGAAACUCGAGCAAGGAGAGCAUAUCGUGCGUAGGGUCGUCGAAAUUCCGAAUCUCAAAGCCGAACUAGAAGAGUACGAAAAGCGCGGAUUCGUCGUCGAUGCGAGGCUGUCGCAUUUCGCAAUUGCGUGGGAUAUGGCGACCAAGUUUGGGGCUGGAAAGUUGUAG
This is a messenger RNA of Serendipita indica DSM 11827, 642 nucleotides long. NCBI's taxonomy places the organism in Eukaryota, Fungi, Basidiomycota, Agaricomycetes, Sebacinales, Serendipitaceae. The record is from the annotation of a GenBank genome assembly.